Pelobates fuscus (common spadefoot toad) is the source of this 2036-nucleotide messenger RNA. It is a transcript of the gene ME2, whose product is annotated as malic enzyme 2. Gene Ontology annotation, biological process: malate metabolic process; pyruvate metabolic process. Gene Ontology annotation, molecular function: malate dehydrogenase (decarboxylating) (NADP+) activity; NAD binding. The coding region runs from base 215 to 1972 and encodes 585 amino acids. The transcript has 17 exons. The record is from RefSeq and is a predicted model, not a curated record. NCBI's taxonomy places the organism in Eukaryota, Metazoa, Chordata, Amphibia, Anura, Pelobatidae. Gene Ontology annotation, cellular component: mitochondrion.
CCUAGCAGAGUGCUUGCCAGUCCGGCUGGCUGUAGAAAGGGAAGCGGCAGCUGCCGGGAGGUGGGAUCUGUCCGAGUCUUAUUUUAUUAAUUAUUUAAUUAUUGCACACAGUGAGCUGGGCAGCCCAAACUUCCUAUCUCCUCUCACACUGUGACACUGCUGCCUGUCCCUGCCGCCUAGAGGAGGCCUGAGCCGCAUCUGCAGACCUAUAAAAAUGUUAUCCAGAUUGAGAGUAGUCGCAAGCAGAAGUCUGCCAGCAUGUCGGACUGUGCACACCAAAGAGAAGGGCAAAGCUCUUAUGUUAAAUCCAAGGACAAACAAGGGAAUGGCAUUUACUUUACAAGAAAGGCAAAUCCUUGGACUUCAGGGACUCUUACCUUCCAAAAUAGAGACCCAAGACAUUCAAGCUGCUCGAUUUCACAAGAACCUGAGAAAAAUGGAGGACCCUUUAGAAAAAUACAUUUACGUAAUGGGAAUUCAGGAGCGAAAUGAGAAGCUCUUCUAUAGAAUUUUGCAGGAUGAUAUUGAACGAUUAAUGCCAAUUGUCUACACGCCCACAGUCGGUCUGGCCUGCUCGCAGUACGGACACAUAUUCCGUAGGCCAAAGGGGCUUUACAUUUCAAUAUUCGACAAAGGACAUAUCCGAUCAAUCUUAGACAACUGGCCGGAAACCGAUGUAAAGGCUGUUGUAGUAACUGAUGGCGAAAGAAUUCUGGGUCUCGGAGACCUUGGAGUUUAUGGAAUGGGAAUACCAGUGGGAAAAUUGUGUCUGUAUUCUGCAUGUGGUGGAAUUCGGCCUCAGAAAUGCCUUCCUGUCGUUAUCGAUGUCGGCACUGAUAAUGAGACAUUGCUGAAGGACCCGUUCUAUAUGGGACUUUACCAGAAGAGGGAUCGCACUGAGCUGUACGAUGAACUCAUAGAUGAGUUUAUGGACGCUGUCACAGACCGUUAUGGCCAAAAUACACUCAUCCAGUUUGAAGACUUUGGGAACCACAACGCCUUUCGAUUCCUUAGGAAAUACAGAGAAAAAUAUUGCACCUUUAAUGAUGAUAUUCAAGGGACUGCCUCCGUAGCGCUGGCUGGACUGCUCGCAACACAAAAUGUCCUCGGAAAACCAAUUACCGAGCAAAUCGUCCUUUUCCUCGGAGCAGGAGAGGCUGCUCUUGGGAUUGCAAACCUCAUAGUUAUGGCAAUGAUGGAAAGUGGUCUCUCAGCAGAAGCAGCUCGGCAGACGAUCUGGAUGUUUGACAAAUUCGGUCUAUUGGUUCAGGGUCGAGAAGAAACCGCAGAUGGCAAUCAGGAGUGCUUUGCACACCCUGCUCCAGAGCAGACGAUUAAAACCUUCCUUGAUGCGGUGAAUGUAUUAAAGCCAACUGCAAUAAUUGGUGUCGCAGGAGCUGGCCCACUCUUUACAGAAGAUGUAAUCAAAGCAAUGGGUUCGAUUAACGAGAAACCAAUCAUCUUUGCUCUGAGUAACCCUACAGUUAAGGCUGAAUGCACAGCCGAGGACGCAUACACACUGACAGAGGGACGCUGUCUCUUUGCCAGUGGGAGUCCAUUUGAUACGGUAACUUUAAGUGAUGGAAGAUCCUACAAACCAGGUCAAGGGAACAAUGCUUACAUAUUCCCAGGUGUUGCUCUGGCCGUCAUUCUAAGUGGUGUUCGUCACAUAAGUGACCGGGUAUUUCUUGAAGCUGCAAAGGCUCUGGCAGAACAGUUGACUCCUGAAGAGCUGGACCAAGGACGUCUUUACCCACCACUGUCUAAUAUUCGAGAGGUUUCCAUAUGCAUUGCGGUUAAAGUCAUGGAAUUUGUAUAUAGAAAUGGCAUGGCAUUCCAGUACCCCGAACCCAUGGACAAGAAUGCUUAUAUUAGGUCUAAAGUGUGGAACACAGACUAUGACUCUUUCUUGCCAGAUAUCUACGACUGGCCCGAGUUAUCAGGACCCUUUGAGUCCUCGGAGUCAACAUGAUAAUCCUUGUCCUGACGUGCAAUAGCCAACUGUUACAAAUAUGAUUUUUAUUUAUUUUUUUUAA